Molecule: messenger RNA, 2866 nt
Organism: Hibiscus syriacus
Lineage: Eukaryota; Viridiplantae; Streptophyta; Magnoliopsida; Malvales; Malvaceae
Product: glutamate receptor 1.2-like
Exons: 5
Coding region: 213-2849 (878 amino acids)
Cellular component (GO): plasma membrane
Molecular function (GO): glutamate-gated receptor activity
Source: RefSeq, a predicted model, not a curated record
ACGUCAAAUAAUUAGAACUUAUGUAGUAGUUUGAAAUUUGUUUUUCCUAUUUUCACACUGAUGUUGUUGAAGAUAUAAAACCCAAAGUUUACGGUAUUAAUUUGAAGAUUUCUUUGAGAUUUUACAUGUUACUUGCUUCGUGGAAAAUCUAUUAGGUGAACUAUUGACUGAAACAGUUGCUUAGGGUACUUCCCUGUUUGGUUUUUGGAUCCAUGGAUUUUGCGAGGAAGACGAAGUGGACCUUGGCUUUAGUUAUAUUUUUUCUUAGUCUUCUAAAACCAUUGUCAGCCAAUGUUAACGGUAUCAAUGAUAGUACUAUAGAAGAGAUACGGGUUCAUGUAGGGUUGAUUAUUGAUACGCAAUCCUGGGUGGGAAAAAUUGUAUACAGCUGCAUUUCAAUGGCUAUAACCGACUUUUACGAUCAAAAUAGUCACUAUCGGACAAAAUUAGUAUUGCAUACCAGAGAUUCUGAGGGUGAUCCUUUGCUUCUUCUAUCCCAUGCCUUGGUUCUCUUGGAAAGUGUGAAAUUGGAUGCCAUUAUUGUAGCUGAAAAUUCAGCUGGACUGAAGAUUUUAGCAGAAUUAGGAUCAAGAGUCAAGAUCCCAGUUAUUUCUCUCUUUGCAGCUGCUCCAUCUCUGCCCUUCUCCGAGUAUCCUUAUUUGCUUCAAAUUGGUGAAAAUGAUUCCACUCGAGCCAAAAUCAUUAGCACCCUUGUUGAAUCAUUUACAUGGAGAAGUGUUAUCCUCAUUUCAGAAGAUAAUGAUUCUGCAAGACAAAUCCUUUCUAAUGUCAUCGCUUCUUUUGAAGCAACCGGUGUUCGUAUUGCCCUGCAUAUCACCCUUUUAGCAUCAUCUACCAAUGAAGAAAUCAUUGAGCAGCUCAAGAAGCUCAUGAAUUUGCAGACGAGUGUAUAUGUGGUACACAUGUCACCGGUUCUCGCAUCUCGACUUUUCUUGAACGCCAAACGGAUUGGAAUGAUAAGUCAAGGGUAUGCUUGGAUUACUACUGAUGUGAUUACAAACUUCAUGAAUUCAAUGGAUCCAUCAGUCAUCGAGUCAAUGCAGGGGGUGGUAGGAUUUAAGCCUCACAUUCCGGCAUCGAAGGAGGUUCGCAAAUUCGCGAUAAGGUGGAAGAGUAAAAACUUGAAUGAACAAAAUUUGCAGGAAAUGGAAAUUAAUGUCUAUAGUAUAUGGUCUUAUGAUAUGGCUCAGGCUCUUGCAACAGCAGCAGAAAGCAUAAUUACUCGACAUCCCGAUAUCGUACGCCAAGAAACCAGAUUGAAUAUGAACUUCACCACCAUCCGUACCUCACAAAACGGUUUGAUGUUUAUUGAUGAGAUAUCACAGAGUCGAUUCAAGGGAAUAAGUGGUGGCUUUCAACUUACUAGUGGCAGGCUGAUCCCAAAGGAAUUCAAAAUUGUAAAUUUAUUCGAGGGAGAAAGAACAAUUGGUUACUGGAAUCCUGAAAAUGGAACUACUUCAAUUAUGAAGGAAAAAAACGAUACUAAGAUGAAUUCGACAUCAUCGAAUAAGCUUGAAAGUGUUAUUUGGCCCGGAGGAAUUAUGAACAUUCCAAAAGGUUGGAAUCUACAUGGCAAGAGGCUGAGGAUUGGGGUUCUAGUAAAUCAUGGAUUCAGCGAAUUAAUUAACGUGAUUCGUGAUCCCCAAACAAAAGAAACAACUGUAAAUGGAUUCUGUGUUGAUGUGUUCAAGGAAGCCAUUAAAAGUUUGGAUUAUGAUGUUCAUUAUGAGUUUAUCCCGUUUGUUGAUGCCAAUGGGCAACUGGCAGGAACUUACGACGACCUUAUCCUUCAGGUAUAUUAUAAGAAUUACGACGCUGUUGUGGGAGAUACGACUAUCUUCUCCUUUAGAUUUUCACAUGUCGAUUUCACAAUGCCAUACACUGACUUGGGCAUCGGAAUCGUCGUGCCGAAAUCUAACAAAAGCAGUAUGUGGAUCUUCCUUCAGCCUCUUACCGGAAGUAUGUGGAUAACAACUACUGCCUUCUUUGUUUUCACUGGCUUUGUGGUUUGGCUGAUCGAAAGUCCCAUCAACGACGAGUUCCAAGGCUCAAGGUGCCAGCAGAUAGGAAUGAUCUUUUGGUACUCUUUCUCAACUCUAGUAUUUGCUUACAAGGAGAAGCUGUUGAGCAACCUGUCAAAGUUUGUUGUGAUAAUAUGGGUGUUUGCUGUGCUUGUAAUAACCUCAAGCUACACUGCAACUUUGGCUUCCAUGUUAACAGUUCAGAGGAUUCAAUCGAGCUCGAGAGAGGACUAUGUCGGUUCUCAGUCUCUGGUUCCACAUGCUAUUAGGAACUUAAAAAAUGAAAAUCCCAGGCGGAUGCAAUACCGAUCUCCAGAAGAAUACGACGAUGCACUAAGAAGGGGAAGUAAGAAUGGUGGUGUGUCAGCCAUUAUCGAUGAGAUACCAUACCUUAAAGUAUUCCUUGCCAAGUACCCUGCAGAUUACACCAUGAUUAAAUCCAAGGCUACCUCAGGUGGUUUUGGCUUUGUAUUCCCAAAAGGUUCCCCACUAGUGCAAGACAUAUCAGGUGCAAUUCUGAGGCUAAGAGAGGAAGAAAAGCUGCAAAUGAUGGAAAAUAAAUGGUUUAACAACACUGACUCGGUCUUUACAAACCAGGACUCAGCGAGCAAUCCAAGCAGGCUAAACCUUCAUAGCUUUGGGGGUUUAUUUCUUGUCACUGGUUUGUCUUCCACUUCAGCUCUACUCAUACGCUUAUACCAGAAACGUCGAACCAUGACAAUCAGCAACUUCAAAUUCUUCCUCAACAGUACCAUAGGCUAUGUAAAAACGCUACUCCAUAGUUCAAAAUUAUUUUCAGACACUUGAACCAAAAUUUUAAAUUA